Molecule: messenger RNA, 741 nt
Organism: Stomoxys calcitrans (stable fly)
Lineage: Eukaryota; Metazoa; Arthropoda; Insecta; Diptera; Muscidae
Exons: 4
Coding region: 1-741 (246 amino acids)
Source: RefSeq, a predicted model, not a curated record
AUGCUGCCGUUAAAAUACUUGUGGACACUGUUAAUUGCCUUCUGUGCUAUUGGCAAUCAACAUUGCCAGAUAAUAUACUCCUAUAGCGAAGAGUAUAUCAAAACUACUAAAAUAGAAUGUGCUCCCAGCCCAAAGUACUUCUACAACCACAGCUGUCGUCUGAAGCCUAUAAAUCGCUACAAAACUCUAGCCUUUAUGGAUACAUAUAUACGAGAUGCACUUAGAAAUGUAUCUGUCAAUAUUGGCGUAUAUGCUCGAAAUGACGUCAACCUUUAUAAGCCAUUCCUAAUCAAUACUACACAAAAUCUUUGUUGGUUUUUGGAGAAAAAAUUUUGGGGACCCUACCUUAGGAUAUUUAUUGAUGUUAUCAGCAAAUAUUCAAAUGUCAAUCACUCCUGUCCAUUUACGGGUUCACUUUUUGUAAAAAAUCUUUUUAUCGAUCGAAAGGUUAUUCCUGUCGCAUUUCCCAGAGGAGCCUAUAAAAUUCUGUUGAUCUUUUACGAAGGUUAUCCUUUGGAUUAUAUGGGAACGGUGGCAUACUAUGUCGAUUUGCUUGAAAAGAGAACAACUCCACUACGGAAAAUAAUCCUGCAAAAGUUGAUCAAAUGGUCACAAUCGAAAAGAAACUUGUCAUGGCUCGACGAAGUUUUGAUUGCGGAAGCGGAAUUCGAUAAAGGAUUAGAUACUGAAGGCUGUGACGCCAAGUCUGCCGUUGCGUUUUCCAAGCUCAUCAUGUACUGA